AUGUUGGAAGAUAAAUCUAGGAAAUCUACAAUUUUUAUAGAUAAUUCAACAACAACCAAAAUCCCUAAAGGCAGACAUCCAAAUUUAUUCAAUUUACAACAACCCAUUAUAACGAAUUCUUUAUCAUCUAAUUCUAAUAUUAUUACAUUUCACGAUUCUAAUAAUACUACUAUACGUAAAAUUAUGCUUCGUCAAAAAAAAUGUCCUCCUGAUAUGUCAACAAUUUCUAUAAAUUCUGUUGACAUACCUAUAAAAAGUAAUUUUCGUAAUACUUUUUGUUUAAGUGAAAUUAAAAAUUUUCAUGAUAAUAAUAUUAAAAAAGAUAUACUUCCUACUACAAGUACUAUUAUUAAUAAUGAAAGCUCUAAUGAAAUGUCUAACUCUAUUAAUAUUAUUAAUGAAAUUAAAAAUAAUAAUAAAUGUUUAAUUAAAAAAGAAAAAUCUGAAUUAUCAUUAGGUUUUAAAAAGUUAUUUCGUUUAAAAAGACGUUCCUCUGUCUUAUCUACUUCAACAAGUUCACCAUUGCUUUCAAAUGUAUUACUUGAUAACUCUCGGUUGACAUCAUUUGACUCAACCACUCAAUCUUCAAUUUUUAUUAAAAAUAAUAUUAUAAAUAAGUCAAGUAAACAUAUGUCAAAUACAAAUAUUAAUUGUUUAAAAACAAGCAAAGAUUUAAUUGAUGAAAUAAUAUUAAAUCAAUCAAAACCUUAUCCGCAAAUUAUAUUACCAUCUAAUGGGGGAUUUUGGGUUGACGGAGUAUAUAACAAUUCUACUAAUAUUGAUGAUAAUUUAAUAGAAAGAUCAACAUUACACUUAAAUAAUAGUUGUGCAAGAUUUAAAUUAGAAACAGAUGAUACAGCUAAUUGUUAUAGACGUCAUUUUUUGGAUAAAGAACAUCAUAAUUUUUAUGCUCAUGACAAUAACCUUGGUCCAUUAAUUCUUUCUGUUAGAACUGAAACAAUUUCAUCACAAGAACAUUUUAGAAUAAUGUUACGUACUAGACAAGGUACAAUACAUGAAAUAGUACCAGGUAGUGCUUUAGAGGACCAUCCAACAGCAAGUAGAAUGGCACGUCUUUUAUGUGAUGAAGUUACGGCUGAUCGUUUUUUGCCAAUAGCUUUUCCUGGUGGUAGUGAACUUAUUUUAAAUUAUGAUGAACAUGUUAUAACACAUAACUAUAAAUUUGGUAUAAUUUAUCAAAAAUUUGGUCAAAGUACUGAAGAAGAAUUAUUUGGUAAUGCAUCUGUUGAUGAAUCAUUUAAUGAAUUUUUAAGUAUAUUAGGAGAAAGAGUUCAAUUAAAAGGUUUUGAAGGUUAUCGAGGUGGUCUUGAUAUUCAUCAUGGACAGACAGGUGAUGAGUCUAUUUAUACACAAUUUAAAAACAAACAAAUCAUGUUUCAUGUAUCAACUAUGUUACCAUACACAGUUGGAGAUUCACAGCAGUUACAAAGAAAACGACACAUUGGUAAUGAUAUAGUUGCUAUUGUUUUUCAAGAAGAAAAUACACCAUUUUGUCCUGAUUUAGUAAAAAGCAACUUUUUACAUACAUAUAUUGUAAUUCAACCAAUUGGAAGUGGAACUAAUAAUUGUAGAUAUAGUGUUUCUGUCACAGCAAGAAAUGAUGUACCAUUUUUUGGUCCAACAUUACCAUCACCAUCAAUAUUUAAAAAAGGACAAGAUUUUAAAACUUUUCUUUUAACUAAAUUAAUAAAUGCUGAAAAUGCUGCAUAUAAAUCUGAAAAAUUUGCUAAAUUAGCUGAAAGAACAAGAAUAUCAUUACUUGAUACACUUUUUUUAACAUUAAAAGAAAGAUCUGAAUUUUAUGGAUUAUCAUUUUUAGAUUCAACAGAAAAUAUUGGUCCAUCUCCAAAUCUUGGUAUAUUUCAUUCCGUUAAACGUGCAUUUACUGGUAGAUCACGUUCAGUAUCAACAGAACAACACACAUUAACAGAAAGUACCCAUGGAAAAAAUAUAUUUAAUAAUAAAAAAUACCAAAAAAAUACUUUACAAUUGGAAGGUAAAUCAAAUACUUCUACAAUAUCUACACCUAGAGAUAGAAUGCUUUCAACUAACAAUACUUCAAUUAAUAGAAAUUCAAUGGUUCUUAGUGAUCAUCUUGAUUUUGAAGAAGAUGUUUCUGAUACCAAAUCAGGAUCAUCUAAAUCUUCAACACAUACUGUAGAAAAGAUAACACCAAUUGUUUCUAGAUAUCGUUUACCAUCUGAAAAAGUUAGAAUGCGUUAUGAAGGAAAUAGGCUAUCAGUUAAUGGUGAUUGGGAUUAUAAUUGUCAUGAUAAUGAGAGUGAAGGUCGUGACUCAGAUACAGGAAUUGAAAGUAUGGCGUCAUCUGAUUUACAUAAUCAUACAUACGGAUCAUCAGUUAAUGUUAUUAGAAGGCAAACAAAUGGAAGUUUAACAAUAUCUCUUAAUGAUGUCUCACCACAAUCUUCAUGUGCUCGAUCAACAGCAGAUAGUGAUGAUUUAAAAAAAUUAGAUGAUUUAAUUCAUGAUGUUGAGAGGUUAAAUGUUGAGAAGAAUGAUCUUUUAAGACAAAAUGUUACAUGUAAAACAGAUAUUCAAAAAUUAAAACAAAGACAAUCAUUAUUGUCAAAUGAUUUAGAAAAAGCUAAUGAAGAAAUUUUACGUUUAAAAAAAAUUCUUCGUCGUGUUUCAAUAAAUUGUCCUAUUGUUAAUAAUGAUGAACUCUCAACAGCCAUCCCUGAUAGACCUUACAUUCCUGAUGAUGAUUUUUUUGAAGUUUCCCCACCAGUACAUACAUAA
Molecule: messenger RNA, 2781 nt
Organism: Strongyloides ratti
Lineage: Eukaryota; Metazoa; Nematoda; Chromadorea; Rhabditida; Strongyloididae
Product: Rap GTPase activating protein 1
Exons: 2
Coding region: 1-2781 (926 amino acids)
Biological process (GO): activation of GTPase activity; regulation of small GTPase mediated signal transduction
Cellular component (GO): cytoplasm
Molecular function (GO): GTPase activator activity
Source: RefSeq, a predicted model, not a curated record